Molecule: messenger RNA, 3097 nt
Organism: Conger conger (European conger)
Lineage: Eukaryota; Metazoa; Chordata; Actinopteri; Anguilliformes; Congridae
Gene: pkma
Product: pyruvate kinase M1/2a
Exons: 11
Coding region: 183-1781 (532 amino acids)
Biological process (GO): glycolytic process
Cellular component (GO): cytoplasm
Molecular function (GO): potassium ion binding; pyruvate kinase activity; magnesium ion binding
Source: RefSeq, a predicted model, not a curated record
AGAACGAAGUUUAUUUAAUGCUCUUCUUCCUGGGUUCUCGGAAGGAUAUCUAAUAGCCCUACUUCACAAGUAGUGCCGGUAAGCUAAGAGAUCACCUUGAGCGGGUGGAUGUGCUAACAAGGCAUCAGUCCUUGCCGUCUUUCAUCGAGAUAAGGACUACUUCAGCCAGCAACGCUCCCAGCAUGCCGCACACAAAGGUUCAGGACAUGGGCUCCGCCUUCAUCCAGACGCAGCAGCUCAACGCCGCCAUGGCCGACACCUUCCUGGAGCACCUGUGCCUGCUGGACAUCGACUCUGAGCCCACCACCGCCCGUAACACCGGCAUCAUCUGCACCAUCGGGCCAGCCUCCCGUGCCGUGGACACACUGAAGGAGAUGAUCAAGUCGGGGAUGAACAUCGCCCGUCUCAACUUCUCCCACGGAACUCACGAGUACCACGCUCAGACCAUCAAGAACAUCCGCGAGGCCACUGAGAGCUUUGGGCCGGGCAGUAUCCAGUACAGACCCGUGGCCAUCGCCCUGGACACCAAGGGUCCAGAGAUCAGGACCGGGCUCAUCAAAGGGAGCGGCACCGCUGAAGUCGAGCUGGUGAAGGGAAACAUGAUCAGGCUCACCCUGGAUGAAACCUUCAUGGAGAACUGCGAUGAGCAGACCCUCUGGCUGGACUACAAGAACAUCACCAACGUGGUGGAGAUCGGGAGCAAGAUCUACAUCGACGACGGACUGAUGUCCCUGCAGGUCAAAGAGAUCGGUCCCAACUACCUGGAGUGUGAGAUCGAGAACGGCGGCACCCUGGGCAGCAAGAAGGGCGUGAACCUGCCUGGCGCGGCCGUGGACCUGCCCGCCGUGUCGGAUAAGGACGUCCAGGACCUGGUGUUCGGCCUGGACCAGGGCGUGGACAUGGUGUUUGCCUCCUUCAUCCGCAAGGCGGCCGACGUCAACGCCGUCAGGAAGGUGCUGGGCGAGAGGGGCAAGGACAUCAAGAUCAUCAGCAAGCUGGAGAACCACGAGGGAGUGCGCAGGUUUGACGAGAUCAUGGAUGCCAGCGAUGGCAUCAUGGUGGCCCGUGGGGACCUGGGUAUCGAGAUCCCCACAGAGAAAGUGUUCCUUGCACAGAAGAUGAUGAUUGGCCGCUGCAACAGAGCUGGCAAGCCAAUCACCUGUGCCACGCAGAUGUUGGAGAGCAUGAUCAAGAAGCCCCGCCCCACCCGCGCGGAGGGCAGCGACGUGGCCAACGCCGUCCUGGAUGGAGCCGACUGCAUCAUGCUGAGCGGGGAGACCGCCAAGGGAGACUACCCUCUGGAGGCCGUGCGGACGCAGCACAUGAUCGCCCGGGAGGCGGAAGCGGCCACCUUCCACAGGCAGCUGUUCGAGGAGCUCCGCCGGCUGACUCAGCUGACCCGCGACCCCUCCGAGGCGGCCGCUGUCGGCGCCGUGGAGUCCUCCUUUAAGUGCUGCGCCAGCGCCAUCAUUGUGCUCACCAAGACCGGCAGGUCCGCUCACCUGAUCUCCAGGUACAGGCCCCGCGCCCCCAUCAUCGCGGUGACGCGUAACGGGCAGACCGCACGGCAGUGCCACCUGUACCGCGGCAUCUUCCCCGUGCAGUACACCAAGCCCGCCCACGACGUCUGGGCCGAGGACGUCGACCUCCGCGUCAACUUCGCCAUGGAGAUGGGCAAGGCGCGAGGGUUCUUCAAAGAAGGCGACGUGGUCAUCGUGCUGACCGGCUGGCGUCCCGGCUCCGGAUACACCAACACUAUGCGUGUUGUCCCCGUGGUCUGAGCCACCUCCUCCCCCUGGACCACGGCCGCAUCCCUCACCCCUCCUCUCUCACCCCCCCACCCCCCCCCCACCCCUCUCCCAUUCACAGCAGUCUCUUACCGCUGGCCCCCUCUCUCUCGUCUGUAUAGUGUAGACAAUCUAGGCAAAGAGAACGCAGAACCCCUGGCCUCUUCAGAAGAGCGCCAGGGCGGUCGUCGCUUCACUAACCGAACAUAAGGCUCCCCAUGUCGCCUCAUUUAGGUAUGUUCUCACCCCAUCCCUCUCACCAGCUCUAGGGCACUUUUACACACUGCUAGAGGUUGUAUUUAUUCUGAGGAAACCUUGUACUACUAAGUAAGACUGAAGCACUUCAGUCCUUCUGUCACAGCUCCCGCUCGUUUGAAGGCAACAGGCCCCUAAGAGUGGCUCGUACCAUACUUCGUAGAGAGCCGUUUACAAAUGCGCUCUUCUGCCUGUAACAUGAUCAAAUCGCGGCUACUUAAAGGAGAGCUCCUCUCUAACUGGCUGUUGCCCUUCAGUCGUUAUUUUUUCUUUUUCUUUUUUUUAUUAAACGGUGCGUUGUCAGUUCUGUCUUUAUGUUCAGUGUAACUGCUUUUGCUGUACUGUACUUAAGUGUUGCACUCCCUGACUACUGUAGACUCUGUUACACUCUGUUACUGUAUACUUGACUUUAGUGAACAAUGAGUAUUGUGAGCAUUCAACAUCAACUGUUUUGCUGGUAAGAAAUGUUGGAUUUUGAUGUCGGAUGCCCAUACUUAAGUUUUUAUCUGUGUGGUAUGAGGAAAGUAUUUGAAUGCCCUUAGAUUUAUUUGAAUGUUAUUUUUUGGCACUUAAGAACCACUGCUUUGCUGCAAGCUGCUAGAUGGUUCAUUGGAGUUGAAAAUGGAGGCAGACGAUCCAUUGGAGGCGUGUUGAUCCGUGACGCGCUUCGUGAAGCCCCCCUGCACUUUGACUGGUUUUUAGAAAGGGGUCCCAAGUUUGACCAAAGGGGCAGAGGGGCGGGUAGGUGGGCUAACCCCUGCCCCCCCCCCCCCUCAGUCCCACAGUAAGCAGGGUAGAGCCCUCCCCUCUUCUCUCACAUUCCUUCCCUCCCUUCUUCUCCUGUCUCUCUCUCUCUCGUCCCUGUCUGCUGGUGACCUAGAUCAGUGUCUUGUGUGUGUGUCCCCUGUCACCACGUCGCUUCUGAUUGUGACGCUAGAUUUGAGGAAUCUAACGAUAUGCUAAAGGGUAAUGGUAAUAUGAUGUAUGAAUCUGCUGUACCGCGUUGUCCUGCACGGUUGGAUUUUCCAUCAAUAAAAGAGAUGAGCACCUGAGAA